AUGACGCAUCGAACGCACGCCAACAGCCCCCCUCAUUCCGCUUCCCUUGUCUCCAUUGCCCAUCCCUCCCCCUCUCAGGCGCGGGUGGCCAUCCAGUCACUCAUCGACCGCGCCCCACAGACGGCUGAGCUGGCCGCCACAGGCGAGCAGGUGGGGAGGGAGGGGGGGGGGAGGGGGGGGGGGGGGCUGGAAUGGGAGACGCAUCUCUGGGUGGGUGAGGGCGGUGGGCGGAUCCCCUGGGGGGCUGAGACGGAUAGGGUGGUGUGCAGGGGAGUGAUGGGGAACGGAUAUGUGGCGGUGGAGGACGUGGCGGUGGCCACGCUGCUCGCAGUGCGCCCAGGCGCUCUCGUGCCGGUGGAUGGAGUGGUGCAGAGCGGUGCGAGCAGCGUGGAUGAGAGCAGUCUGACAGGCGAGUCGCUGCCAGUGUUCAAGGACGUGGGCGCUCCUGUGUGGGCCGGCACCAUCAACACCACAGGCCCAGCCACGGCGCUGGCGUGCGACUCGGCAGUGGCGCGCAUGGUGGCGCUCAUCGAGGCAGCGCAGGCCAACCGCUCGCCCUCACAGCGCCUCGUGGAGUCAUUCGCCCGCGUCUACACGCCCACCAUCGUGCUCUCUGCGCUGCUGCUCGCCCUCGUGCCGCUCGCCGUGCCCUCCGCCGACCACCUCUACUUCUUCCGCCUCGCACUGCUGCUGCUCGUCGUCGCCUGCCCGUGCGCCCUCGUGCUCUCCACGCCCGUCACCGCUGUGUGCGGCAUCGCACGCGCCGCAAAGGACGGGGUGCUGGUGAAGCGCGGCGUGCACCUGGAGAUGCUGGGGCGCGUGCGGGCGGUGGGCGUGGACAAGACGGGCACGCUCACACAUGGCCGCUUCCAAGUGGUGGGCUUUGAACUCGUGGACGGCGCUGCCUGCACCAAGCACGAGUGCCUCCAGUGGCUGGCAGGCGCAGAGAGGCAAUCCAGCCAUCCCAUGGCGGCCGCCCUGCUGGCCUACUGCCGCCACCACGGCGUUGAGUCCAACGGGCCACUGCUGGCUGCUUCUGCAUGCGCCCUUGGGGCAGCAGGCUGUGCACACGGCCAUUCCACAUGCUCCCGUGCCGGGUUCUGUAAGGCGUCUCGCUGCCAUGACAGGGAACACGGCACCGCCGCAGACACCAAGGCAAUCUGUAACGAGGAUGGGGCUGAAGGGGGGGUUGGAUGGGCAGCAGGAGGGACAGAGGGUGUCAGGGAGGGAGGUGGGGCAAUUGAGUUUGAGACGGUAGCGGGGGAGGGUGUGGAGGCGGUGGUGGGGGGCAGGCGCGUGCACGUGGGCAACGAGAGGAUGGCCCUGCGCCAUGGGUGGACACAUGCCAUCGCCCCCGCGCUGCUCUCCCACUGGCUCAGCCUCGGAGCCACGGUGGUGUGGCUCGGCGUGGACGGCCACCCCAAGGCAGUGAUUGCCGCAGCUGACUCGCUUCGGGCCGAAGCUGCGGAGGCGGUUGGGCAGCUGGUGAGGGGACUGGGGCUGCACGUGGCCAUGCUGACGGGCGACAAUGCGGGUGCUGCCCGUGCAGUGCAGCUGCAGCUGCACCCAGCAGUGGAGGUGCUGUGCGAGCUGCUACCGGAAGGCAAGGUGGCGGCCAUAGCGGCACUCAAGGCGGCCCAUGGCGUCACCUGCAUGGUGGGAGACGGCAUCAACGACGCACCCGCCCUCGCAGCCGAUGAUGUCAGCAUCGCCAUGGGCACCAUUGCGUCUGCGUCAGCCAUGGAGGCCGCUGACGUGGCCUUGAUGUCAGACGACCUGCGCCAGCUGGCGCGGACGUUUUUGCUGGGCCGGGCAGUGCGGUGGAUAGUGGUGGAGAACGUUGUGGCGUCGGUGGUGGUGAAGGGUGUGGUGCUGGGGCUGGCCGUGGCUGGCAGGGCGCACCUGUGGCUCGCUGUGCUGGCCGAUGUGGGCACGAGCCUGGCGGUGGUGGGGAACUCUCUCAGGCUGCUGAGCAGGGUCGUCGCUAGGAUUUGA
Molecule: messenger RNA, 1995 nt
Organism: Closterium sp. Naga37s-1
Lineage: Eukaryota; Viridiplantae; Streptophyta; Zygnematophyceae; Desmidiales; Closteriaceae
Source: the annotation of a GenBank genome assembly